Rosa chinensis is the source of this 1729-nucleotide messenger RNA. Its product is annotated as glutathione S-transferase T1. Lineage: Eukaryota; Viridiplantae; Streptophyta; Magnoliopsida; Rosales; Rosaceae. The record is from RefSeq and is a predicted model, not a curated record. The coding region runs from base 1 to 750 and encodes 249 amino acids. The transcript has 8 exons.
AUGAAGCUCAAACUAUACGUGUAUAGGAUGUCACAACCUGCGCGUGCAAUUUUGAUAUUCUGCAAGGUCAAUGGUAUAGAUUUUGAGGAGGUGAAUAUCAACCUACCCAAAUGCCAGCAUUUAUCUCCUGAAUUCAAAAAAAUAAACCCUAUGGGACAAGUUCCCGCUAUUGCUGAUGGCAGCUUUAAUCUGUUUGAGAGUCAUGCAAUUCUUGUCUAUCUUGCUUGUGCGUUUCCUGGAGUAGCAGAUCACUGGUAUCCUGCUGAUCUUUUCAGGAGAGCUACAAUCAACUCAGUGUUGGAUUGGCACCACUCUAACUUACGCCAUGGUGCAUCAACAUAUGUUCUAAAUACUCUACUUGCACCUUUUCUUGGACUUCAAUUGAAUCCACAAGCAGCUGCUGACGCUGAGAAACUUUUGUCCUCCUCUUUGUCAAAAAUAGAGUCUAUUUGGCUCAAAAGGAAUGGAAAGUUCUUGUUGGGUGGCUUUCAACCAUCCAUAGCAGAUCUCAGCCUGGUUUGUGAAAUUAUGCAACUUGAGCUUUUGGACGAGAACGACCGCAUUCGGAUACUUGGCCCGCACAAGAAAGUUCUAGAGUGGAUUGAGAAUACAAAAAAUGCGACGAGACCUCACUUUGAAGAAGUACAUCAAGUGCUCUACAGAGCCAAAACGAGAUUUCAAGAGCAGCGGUCGAUGGGAGCAAACAACACUAAUUCGAGCAAAAGAUUGGGUUUGCCUUCAAAGAUGUGAGAAUCCAUUUCUUCAACAACAGAGAACAGCAUACAACACUAACGGAGGAUGCUGCCAUUGCAGCUCCUGCAAUCCAUGGUGGUAAUCUGAACCUAGUGGAAGGAAAAAGGACCCCUGCAGCUAUCGGGAUUCCAAGCACAUUGUAACCCAAUGCCCAAAUGUAGUUCAGACGAAUACGGGAAAAGGUUUUCCGGGAAAGGUCAAUGGCUGUUAUAACAUCUUCCAAGUUGCUCUUCAUAAGAACAAUGUCAGCUGCCUCGAUCGCAAUGUCUGUGCCAGCACCAAUUGCCAUUCCAACAUCUGCUGCCACAAGUGCCGGUGAGUCAUUGAUCCCAUCUCCCACCAUUGCCACGGUGUAGCCUGAAGCCUGUAAAUGAGAAAAGUAUGGCUUAAUGUAUUAGAAAGCUACCAAGUUUUCUGAGAAAUAAGUUCUUAACGGUAAAUCUUGCCUGCAAAUCUUUUAUAUUCUCAGCUUUGUGCUGGGGUUUGGCUUCUGCAAUCACCGUCUCAAUUUCAGUUUCCUUGGCAAUAGAAUUGGCUGUACCCCAAUUGUCACCUGUAACCAUGAUACUUCUAACUCCCAUGGAUUUAAGUAUGGAAAUGACUUCUCGAGCACCAGGUUUCAGUGGAUCAGAUAUGGCUAUAAUUCCUGCUAUUUCGUUAUCUACAGCUAUUAAAAUCCCAGUUUGAGCCAAUGCUUCAGUUUGUGCAAGUGCAACUUCAGCCUCCUCUGGAAUCGCAAUGUUAAUGUCCAGCAUUAAGCUCUUGUUGCCUACAGUUAUUUCCUUAUUUCGAACAACUGCCUUCACUCCUUGGCCGGUAAGGGAUGCAAAGUUUUGUGCUUCUGGCCAGGUAGAAUUCUCUUCAUCUUCUCUGAUUUUCUUGGCAUAUUCCACAAUAGCUUUGGCUAGUGGGUGCUCACUGUUUACCUAAUACAUUGACAUUACAAUCAGUUAUGAAUGAAGAUCAUGUUUCAUUA